This is a messenger RNA of Leishmania braziliensis MHOM/BR/75/M2904, 1104 nucleotides long. RefSeq lists its product as hypothetical. The transcript has a single exon. The record is from RefSeq and is a predicted model, not a curated record. The coding region runs from base 1 to 1104 and encodes 367 amino acids. NCBI's taxonomy places the organism in Eukaryota, Euglenozoa, Kinetoplastea, Trypanosomatida, Trypanosomatidae.
AUGAGCAGCAUGGAUAUGCAGCUGCAUACCAUGACGUACGCUACUGCCGUGGAAUCGGGCCCCUUCGCCACCGAGGACGUCGUAUCAACGAACGUCCACCCGACCCACAACCACGACGCCACCACUACCGCGCUUGGCGCCCACUCCACUUUGUUCAACGCGCUAGCUGCGGUAGAGGAAGACGAGGACGAGGACGGGGAGAACAGCAACGACGUGCUGCUGCGUCUGCUGAACGAAGUCAGGGCGGUGGAAAGCGACAGUGAUGAGGGCAAAGUGGAGGUAAUUGACAAGGUCUCUGACGAAAAUGUCGCUGACCCGCUCGCUCUCCAUCACGGAGAAGAGUUGGCGAAGCCGUACAUACCACCCUACACAGCAGUCCCCCGCGGCGGUGCGGCCAUGAUCGCCGGCGGCUUCACAGUCAAGGGCAACGCCUCGUAUUCUUCCGCCACCAGCCUGCUCCCUCCGCCGCCGCCGCCGCCGCCGCCAGCGUACAGCACGCCGAGUAUGGGUCCGCGCAGCUCCUAUGCGAACUGUUACUCAGGCAUUUCGCACCUCUCCACCACACCCGGCUCGAAGCCGCCGCCGCCGUCCUUUGCGGAAGCCAUGGCAACGACGCACGGCACCCCUGCCUCGAUGGUCAGUCUUUCGGUGCCUUCACAAGAGUGCUCUCCACUGCUGGCCAGCUACGUGCCACCCAUGCCCGCAGCGCCGCAGGAGACGGUACUACUGCGCAACAGCAAUGGCGUCUUCUUACUGCACCCCAUCUCCAAGCCGACACCGCCGUACACCCCACCGGCUGGCAGCACAUCUCCCCCGGUUUCCCCACUGCCGCGGUACUCGCUGCCACCGGCCGCCGCAUCUACGCUGAACACUUCCGCCGCGAACAACUUCCUUGGCAGCUCCAUAGUGCAGGGGUGUGCACGGGCAUCCAGCACCACCGAGCCCCCGCAUUACGCGCCAUAUGGUCCCGCCGGAGGCAGCCCGUACCUCGGCACCGCUCUUUCCUACUCGCAUGGCGUGGGCUCGAUACGUGGCACCCCGUCCUUCGGGGCUGCACCGCCACCGUAUGCGACUGGGACACCUCGAGGACCGGCGGCGCGCUGA